AUGGAAGCCAACAAUUUGGAACUGAAUAUUGUAAUUUACACCGUUAUUAUUGAAGGUUUGUGCAAAGCUGGAGAAUUUCAAUCUGCAAGAGAUGUCUUCUUUGGUUUAUCAUCAAAAGGAUUUCGACCUGAUGUCAGGACAUAUACUAUUAUGAUUAAUGGACUUUAUGAUGAGGGACUAUUAGAUGAAGCAGAAAAGUUUAUUCAAGAAAUGGAAGAGAAGGGCUGUUCUCCAGAUGAUUGCACCUAUAACAUCAUUAUCCGAGGGUUUAUCAAUAAGAACGAGACAUCAAAGGCAAUGGGACUUAUUCAAGAAAUGCUGAUGAGGGGUUUCUCUGUAGAUGCAACAACUGUGGAAUUGAUAAAUGAUUUGUUGUCUCAGGAUAGAGUAGAUCCUGCCUUGUUGCCACUGUUAAAAAUUCAUAAUAUGGUUAAUUGGAAUAUUUGA
Molecule: messenger RNA, 447 nt
Organism: Rosa rugosa (rugosa rose)
Lineage: Eukaryota; Viridiplantae; Streptophyta; Magnoliopsida; Rosales; Rosaceae
Product: pentatricopeptide repeat-containing protein At1g12620-like
Exons: 1
Coding region: 1-447 (148 amino acids)
Molecular function (GO): protein binding
Source: RefSeq, a predicted model, not a curated record